Fraxinus pennsylvanica is the source of this 960-nucleotide messenger RNA. NCBI's taxonomy places the organism in Eukaryota, Viridiplantae, Streptophyta, Magnoliopsida, Lamiales, Oleaceae. The record is from the annotation of a GenBank genome assembly.
AUGGCUCCUCGUCCGAGUGCUGGUGUUGACAAUGAAGUUACAGUAGGAACAAGAGAUUUCUCUCCAGCACACUUCUUGUUCAAGAUUGAGUCAUUCUCCUUGCUUUCAAAAAAUGGUAUUGACAAGUAUGAAUCAAGUGAAUUUGAAUCAGGCGACUACAAAUGGAAGUUGAUAAUAUACCCUAAUGGGCGAAACACAGAGGAUGGAGGCAAUCAUGUUUCUGCAUACUUGGUUGUAGCAGAUAUAAAUUCUUUGCCUAAUGGCUGGGAAUUUAAUGCCUUCUUCAGCAUCUUUUUGUUUAAUCACGAAUUUGACAAUUUUAUGUUUAUGAAAGGUCAACAACGUUUUCAUCUUAUAAACCCUGAAUGGGGCUUUUCCAAUUUCGUUGCGAAGGAAGAUUUGAUGGAUCCCACUAAUGGAUUCAUUGUUGAUGAUAAAUGUGUAUUUGGAGCGGAAGUGUUUGUCAUCAAGAGCAAAGGCAUUGGAGAAUGCUUGUCUUUGUUUAAAGUAACUGAUUCCUAUACGCGAGAAUUCAAGAUAUCAAACUACUCUGUAAUGGAAAAUCAAUGGUUUUCUGAGGAAUUCAUCACUGAUUCACUGGAGAACAUGAAUGGAAGCUUUGUGUGGAUACGAAAGGAUAUGGUGAACAAGAGGGCACUGUGUUUCGAUAUUCUUGGAUGCGACAUUAAUGGCUGGUUUUCGCCUUCUUGGCCCAGUUUGGGAUGGUCAAAUUUCAUUUCGAUCACUGACAUAAAUGACCCUAAGAAAGGAUUUGUCGUUGGAGAUAGCUGCGUCAUUGAAGUUGAAAUUUCUAUUAAAGCUGUUGUACGAAGUUUACCCUUGGCUUCACUAUAUAGCAUGGAUUUUACUUCACAUCGUGAAAUUGGAUGUAAAUGGUACUUUCUUCCUACAGCGACGUUAGGGAAAAUAUCCACGCUUAAACUAUUGCUGUUUGGGUAA